CGCUGACAGCAAGAUGGCGGCGGCGGCCGGGCGGCGUGGCGGGGCGCUGGGGCGGCCCCCGGCCCCCGUGCCCGCGGGGGACCCGCCGCCCCCCGGCGAGCUGGUGCGGCCCUCGGUGACAGAGCUGUCGCAAGUGAGGACCAACAUCCUGUGCACGGUGCCGGGCUGCGGCAAGGUGCUGCCCAACAGCCCCGCGCUCGACAUGCACCUCAGCAAGGCCCACCCGGCGCAGGGUGGGAAACUUAAUGCACCGAUAAGGAAGGGUUUGAAAACUUCACAGAAAUUCUACUGCUGUCCUAUUGAAGGCUGCCCUAGAGGACCAAACAGGCCAUUUUCCCAAUUUUCUCUUGUAAAACAGCACUUUAUGAAAAUGCAUGCUGAAAAGAAGCACAAAUGUGAUAAAUGUAGUAACUCCUAUGGUACGGAAUGGUAUUUGAAACGGCAUAUAGAGGUCUGUGGCAAGACUUUCCAGUGUACUUGUGGGUGCCCUUAUGCCAGCAGAACAGCAUUACUGUCUCAUAUUUACAGAACUGGCCAUGAAAUUCCUGCAGAACACAGGGAUCCUCCUAGUAAGAAAAGGAAAAUGGAAGCCGCCGAACAUAAUCAGCAGCUGGCAGAGAAACCAAAUGAAGCGUUCAUCAAUACACACAAUAAUAAUCCUGGCACUCAGGAACUGGAGUCCUCUGAAGUGAAGCUAGUGGCCUCUCUGGAAGGCUCCCGCAGUUCUAACUUCACGAACCAAAUGCAGCCAAAAUGCACACCGAAGAUGCUUUUGCCAAAGCCCAAGGUGGCUUUGGUUAAACUCCCAGUGAUGCAGCUUGCUCACUUGCCUAUAUACGUGUCUGCAACAGACUCUUCUGUCAAACCUGCUGUAGUGGCUGUUGAUAAUCAAGGGUCAGUUGUAAGUACUGUUCAUUUAUUGCCUCAAUCUAUAGGAAUUCUCAUUCCAGCGCUGGAGGCAGAAACACUUGUAUUUAAAGAUAGUAUGCCUGUCUCAAAAGUGACCAAUUCUGGUGAUCGUGAACCAGUAAGUACAGGUGUGCAAGUUGAGUUGGAUAAGAUUACGUCAAAUAACAUAGGGCAAGAACUGGGGAAUGUUUGUCACAAGAAUAAAAUUUCUUCAAUAAAUAUACAGACUGACUUAUCUUAUAUUUCACAGAAUUUUGUACCGGCUGCAGCCUGGACUCCCAAUUCUUCUGUCUCCUCCUGCUCUCAGACAGAUCUGUCAUUCAGUUCACAGGUUUCGUUACCCAUUAGUGUACAAACACAGACGCUGCUGCCUGCUUCCAAACUGGCUUCAUCCAAAGCACAGACUGAUGCUUUCAGUCAGGUUUGUUUUCCAACGUGUGGUGUUUCUAGAGAGACUCAAACACAGGACUCUAUGGAUGGAAGAGUGCAAAUGGACCAGGCUGUCAUGUGCAGUAACAUCUUCGACAAUGUUCAUUCGUCAUAUAAUGUUUCUACUGACAUUGAACUUCCAGAAAACAAUUUAAUGCCUGCAAAUAUAGAUCAAACCUUGCUGCAAAGGAGUAAUUGCAAGAGCCUGAAUCAAGAUACAGUGAAGUCUGAAUCCCUUAUCAGCUUCAAUACACAGACAAAUAUCCUUCCACCUCAAAAUACAACGGAUAAUCAAACCCAGACAAUGGACCUACUAAGUGAUCUGGAAAAUAUCUUUUCAGGAAACAUGUCCAGCCAGACACUGGAUAACCGUGGCCUUUUGUCUGAGACAAGUUCUAAUGCUGACACACAUCUGCCGUCUGGUCCAUCACAGAGCACGGGAAUAGACUUUGACAUUGAAGAGUUCUUUUCAGCAUCCAAUAUUCAAACUCAGACUGAAGAGAGUGAGCUUGGUACCCUGAACUCUGAGCCAGUUUUGGAGUCACUAGACAUUGAAACUCAGACUGAUUUCUUAUUUUCAGACAGUGCCACUCAAUCAUACAGCUGCCGAGGAAAUUCUAACUUUUUAGGUUUGGAGAUGUUUGAUACACAGACCCAGACAGACUUGAAUUUCUUUCUGGACAGUAAUACCCACCUGCCUUUAGGAAGUAUUCUGAAGCAGUCUAGUUUCUCCAUGAGUACUGACUCAUCUGACACAGAAACCCAGACAGAAGUGUAUCCGGCUGCUAAAACUACACCUCCUCAGAAUAUUGAAAGCAAAGUCCAGCUCAGUAGCGCUGAAACACAGACUAUGGACAGCUGCUUUGAGAAUCUAGGGAGUUUAUUCCUUACCAGCAAUGAGACACAGACAGCAAUGGAUGACUUUCUUCUGGCUGACUUAGCUUGGAAUACAAUGGAGUCCCAGUUCAGUUCAGUAGAAACACAGACCUGUGAAGAGCUGUGCUCCUUGUUUCAGAGCUCUGACAAGCCCAGCCAUUGAGUGCUAUGUGAAAUGAUUGUGUCCUGUGGCUUGAAAUUAAGUUAUUGGGGUGGGAGAGAUGGAUUGACCAAGUUAUCCACUUUGCAUUAUUGAAUGUAGUUGUUGUGAGCAGUUGGCCUAAGAGGCUUUUCAUGCAGAAGGUACUUGACAGAACCUGUAAUUUGACAUAAGCUAUGUGUGUAGAAAUGGGGGGGAGUUAACAUGGUAAUGUACAUUUGAACCUUAAAAAAAAAGUUGUGGUGCCUAUGUUUUUCCCUCAGACUUCUUCGCAAAGCCGGUACUGCUUUCCAUUAAACAGAAGAACUUUUGAAGUGGCUAUAUAUCUAUAUCUAUCUUUCUCUACUCCUGGCUUACAUAUAGGGUUCCAAUGUGCUGGACCAAAACCCUGACCUGUCCAGUUCAGAUGCUUCCCUGAACUUACGGGGGAGGAUUCUAUUAGUGUAAGCUACUUCUGUUUACUUUUUUUAGUAGCUUGUAUUUUAAAUCCGGCAUGAACAUAAUAAGCCGUAUUGUUUUCUUUUACUUUAUGCCUUCACAGCUCUUUCCCCUGUAUGAGUUGGUAUUUUCCAAAUACCCAUCCAACACACUAGACAUCCAUAGACUUUUGAAUUGCUGAAUAUAUUUGUUAUUAAAACUAUAUGGAAAGCAGAACCUAAUUUCUUUUUCCCUGAGUGGCAUAACGCCCUUUGAAGGACAAGAAAAGAACCUGGAAUACAUAAAUAUAGGGAAAAUUAGUAUUUCAUCCUUUUAGCUAGAGUAAUAAAUGGGACUAACAUUUUAGACUCUUCAGGAGGGAUUUGCUUAAAUCAUUUCUGACUGUAAGAUGCAAAUGUUACAAUGUGUGUGCCUCAGAAACUGGAAUAAUUUGUUUCCACUGAAAUUCUCCUAGAUCCAUUAAGAUAUAAGUUGAGAAAUUUUGCAGUGGUUUAUACCUCUAUUACCUUAACAGAAAUCUUUAGAAAGGGGAGACUAAAGAAACGAGAAAUUAAAUUCUCUAAAAUACUUACUUAGACUCCUGGAUUUGGACUUCCUGCUUUUAAAAACAGUUGGGACUCUUACCACAGAGCUGGGAGAUCAGCUCACAGAAGCGCUUUCAGAACACCUGUAUCUUGCAUUUGCACACUGAUCUGCAGCCCUCAGAUCCUUGCAGCUUUUAGAGAAUUUUUCUGACUAUAGUCAGAAAAACUGGGGUUUUUUCAAAGACAUGUGUGACCUCUUGAAUUUAUCUUUUUUUUAGUGUUCAUCUUGCCCUUAUGCCAUUUUUUCAUUUACAUGAAAAAAAAAAAGCCAGUUGUGAAUGUAUGUUGGAAUUUGGCCUUAACUCAUUUUUAUCUCUUGGUAUAAUACCUGUGAAACUUGGCCUCUAGUUUUGUCCUGGGCAGGUUUUAGUUUACGUUACCUUAAAUGAAAAGAGAGACCUCUUUGUGUCAAGUUCCUGGGCCUGUAACAGACUUCACUCCUCUGUUGUGGGAGGAGAGGUGUUGGCUGUGUAUUUACAAAGCAGCCCAUCAGCAAAUGUAUGUCCAAGCCUUAGUUUCUGAAGACUUACUAUGCUUUGUGCUUCAUACCCUCAUCUCAGAGAUGUGGGAGUUGAGUUACUCAUCCAUUGCAGCUAGCUUGUUUGCUUGAAAAUGAACAAUACCUUUCAAUUUUCCUUUCUCUUCCUACCAGUCUUUAAAUUGCCAUAAUUAACUUGAUAAUGCAGUAAGCAUCUCUGCUUUUACUGGAAAUAAUCUCUUUAGAUUAACCCUGAAGCUCAUAUUUUCCUCUUGAAGCCACAGUUCUGUGUCUGUCUAAUUUUUCAUCAUUCCUAGGUGCAAGUUCAGACAUUUCCACUCUUUGGCUGAAGAAACUGCAGAAUGGAAUCUUGCAGUUCCCCUCAGAAAUGCUGUGGGAAAAGCUUCCCCAGGUUUCUCAUUGUCUUGAGUUCUGAUCCUAAAGGUGGGAUAUACUGAAAAAAAAGGGAAAUGUCGCUUGUAAUUCUGUUUAUUCUGAAGAUAUGACUGAAUUGUAUUUACCGACUUCAAAAUUGAGAAAUGACAAAAUUAGGUUAAUUUAUUCUAUUCUAUUGUAGUGUUUUUCUAGCAAUGUUGCAUCUUCAGGUUUUGCAGUGUUUUUCCUUCUCCUCUCUUCUCCCUGACUGGAAUACCAGAGAACUUCUGUUUUCCAUGUGCAAGUUGUCUGUAUUGACACACGAAAGAGAAGCAGUUACUACAAAUCUCAUUCCUAGAGCACUGCUCUAAAGGACUUGACAGUCUGGGAAAACUGCAUUUUCCACAGUUGUAGAAGGCAGAAAUGAACAAUUUUUCAUUACCUCUGAAUUUAGAAAGUUGGUCUUUUCUUCUGCAGGAGGAGGAGUCUUAGGUGAUGAGCAGAAUUGCAGAAGGCUUUGAAUAGCAGCCAUCUGAGAGAACAUCUGGCAUUUCAAGAACUUUGAAACUUAUUUACACAUCAGAAUAAGAAUUGCCAUGUUUUUACGGUGUAAACCAAAGUUCUUGACAUCAGUGACUAUCAGAAAAACCCUAAGUUUGUGUGUCUUACAAUGUAAUCGUUACUCAUUUAUUGUACUUGGCAAUUAAAAGUAUUUAUGAUUUUGUGUGUUUUAUUAGAACAUGGAAAAACUGUUCCCUUCCCUCUUCUUAUGGGCUUAAAAUAAUUUGAACUUUAAUUAGGUGAACACAGUAUCACAAGAUAAAAUUAUUUAUUCCAAGUGCAGCAUUAAGAAAUUAUUAAAUAUGUCUGCAUUGUCUUAGUGAAGUAGUUAAUUCUAACCAAAAUUAGCUUCUUUCUUCACAAAUUUGGUUCUCCAUAAUUUAUUUGUAGAAGUCAGAAACUGUUUUGGAUCCUGUUUUGCCAUAUGUUGCUCAGUUGGGAUUUAGUAAGUAUUUUUUAUUGAAAAUGUGAAGACUGCAACUGGACUACAUGAUUUGCUGAAUCCUACAGUAAACCUAAUGAAACCUGAUCUGAAAUACUGUUGCUGAAGACUAUGAAUUCUUCAAAAUUGAACAAGUUUUUUAAAAUGGCUAAUCUUCUAUUUUGAUGAACUGAGUCAAAAUUGUUUCUUAGUACUACUGAAAUGAUACUUAUCUCCCUGUUUCUGCAGUUUGUCUCUGAUUUUCAAGGCACUCUCUUGUUUGCUAAGUCAGUAGUGACUUAUUCCUUUGCUUGUUCUCCCUUGUAUCCUCCGCUGCCAUUUGAACAGCUAUACAAAAAGUAACAGCAGAUUCUCCAUAGCCUCAAUACAAAUUUUUAUUUGGGAGUGAUGCUUACUCUUUGCAUUUUCUGCUUAAUUCUGUUAUGCUGCGUUUCUGAAUCUUGAUCGAUAUGCCUGUAUAAUGCUACUCUAAAACUGAAUUAGUAGUUUUAGAGUUUCCCUUGAGCUCAUCUUUAGCGUAUAAAAAAUGAAAUGAAUGAAACUGCGAAUUUGGGACACGUUCCAAGAGGACAUAACCACGAAACAGCUGAAAAAUGAGAGAUGUGUCUUGUUGCUUUCCACGUUCGUUUGUCACACUGUUAAAAGCUUGUAUGACCGAUGUGUGUUUCUUCUACUUUUGGCUUUAUUUGCAUCUAUUUCAGCUAAUAUGCUUGGAAAUACUACUUUCUGCUUUGGGCAGGGAGGGAAUCCUCCCUGAACUCCUCAUGUCAGCCUAGAGAAAUCAGUAGUUUGAAGUCAGAGUUUACUAACCCUAUGUAUUCUUAGCUAUGCAAAACUGCUUGUGUCUAGAAAACUGUCACUUCCAAAGGAUAUGAAGUCUUACAGAAAAAACAUACUUGCAGCUGUAAAUUAAUCAGCUGUAAAACAAGCCUUAUGACACCUCCUCUAGUUUUGAACAAUUAUUUCUAACUUAAUGUAUGUAAUUAACACUUCUUACAAACGUUUACGCCAAGGCACACACGCCGUCAUUUUUUUUCUGUUGGAAACAAAAAGCUGAGUUUCCCUGUCAGUCGUAUGUACCUCAGUUGUGUAGAGGCGACAGAACAAAAAGAUGACUGCCUUCCACUGUUUUAAAUCCUUAUCAAGCCUGUGCAUGCUUACGUGCAGUCACAUCUGAACUGGUUUUUUUCAUGAGGCUCAGUAGAGAUGUAUGUGUUGGCAGGACUGGGAUCUUGCGGUGUUUGGGGUUUUUAAUAGGUUUUCAAGUACGAGGUCAGUCAAAGGAGUAAUACAUACUGGUCAACAUAGGGUGCUGAACUUGCAAAAGGAUCUGUUACUGAAAUGACAACUCAGAGGUGAACCAAUUGUACUUGCCUUUAUCAAUAAGGUUGUACAGCUUCCUUUGCUUUAAUAUAUUUGACGUGGGUUUUUGUAAAUGUGAUCUUAAUGUACAAUUAACUGUUCCAAAUACAUUCACACCAAAAUGUUAAGUCUGGGCCUUGCAAGCUUUUUCAUUCGCGUUUGGUUCAAGGUGCUGCCCUGCCUGUGUUCCUGGUAGAACAGGCCUACUGUAAACAGGCUUCCAUUAACAACUUUAUAUGAACCCUAUGAGGUUGUAUAAUAGCAGGAAGCUUCAAUGCAUGGUGCAAACGUGCAUCGUCUACUUCUUUUGUUGAUGUCUUUUAACAAUUGAUGUGAAUUUAAAUGUGUGGCUAGAAGGAUUUGCUGCAGGGAGCAUGGUUGAAUGUUCUUGUUUAAAAUGCCGCUGCUAUGUAAUGGACAGAGUUGAGAAACUACAUCAUUCAGUGCAGCCAGGCUGAGGGUAUGUUUGUAUUCAUGUGCGUCACUCUUCCACUUCACCAAAAAUGUAAUCGGACAGCAUGAAACAGUGGAAACUCCUGAAGGAACUGCUGAGUUAAAUAACAGAAGUCCUUUACUUCUGAUUCUUUCUCAUAUACUGGCUUUACAGCGGUGUCUUCAACUUAACUAGCAAUGGAAUAUAACAGAUGACUUGUGAUAAUGUAAACUGUACAUUUCAGAAUACUGCUUUACAUGCAUGCUUCAAGCACUUGCAUGCAGAGCUCGAUUGACUACUUCUACCUACAGAUAUUUGCAACUGUUUCUCUGGUAAAGCUAGAUAUGAAAGAUAGCCAUAUCUUUUUUUCAGCGUACAGAAUUCAAGACUUGAUUUUGACCUAAUUUAAACUUGUAAUUAUUUGGAAUGGGUGAGUAAUAAAUCCCAUGGGUGAGUCUUUCCCAAAGCAUAUGUGAGUUGAUCUCACUAAGGCUGAGAAAUGUCCUUAAAAUGUUUUUCUUUUCAUCACUAGUGGGAUUUUGCUAUAGUGGACAAGCCUGGUUUUCGAAGGAUGUCCAUGUUUAAUUCUUGCUAUUUAAGUAAGCAAGCAGUAAGCUUGCAGUGAGCAAACAGAAGCAAGCAUUCGUUUCUUAGGCCUGUUUUACAAGUGACAAUCCCAAAGAAGGAAUGUUGUCCUAGUAAUUGUGAAACUUUUAAGUAUAUUAAUGCAUGCAGAGAAAACUUUGUGCCAAAAUACUGUUUCAUAUUUCCCUCUGUUGGAAGCUGCAGUGUUACGCAAAAUUACUAUUAAGUUAUUCAGAAGUAUAAAAUGUUUUGUUCACAAAUGAAGCACCACUUUAGUCCUGUAAAUAUUUUGGAAUAAAGUUAACCUCAAUCGAUUUUUGCUUUCUGUUUUAAUGGCUGUGAUCUCCUGCCCGCAGAGGCAUGGGUGGGGUAUUCCAUACCUCUUGGCAAGUACCACCCACUGCUCCUAACAUCUUACCUUUUGAAAGCUUGCUGUCUUUUGAAAGGACGGAGAUUUUUAUAAAUUAAGACUAUCUUACAAUGUCAGUCCUUGAUUUCCAGAGGUGGCGAAAGUUUUCCCGUGUAGUCCUGCUUUUCAGUGAAUCCUAGGAAGUAUAAACUCACGAUACAAAUGUAAUCAGUAUGUCAAGAUGUGACAUUUCAUAAACCUGAAACAAAUCCAUUAGAGAGACUUUCUGCUGCAAGUGAACCUACACAUCAACUUCUGCACUGAAUCUCAUGCGUAGAGGCAGGGGUGAGUUCUUCCAACCAGCAGCAUCCAGGCUGGCUGCAAUAACAGCCCUAUUUCCCUUGCAGGAAUCAUUCUGCUUAGUACAGGCUCUUAUUUCAGGCUUUUCAUUAUUCAGAACAAAUCUGGCCCACGGACAUAAGUCAGAUGCUUAGAUAGGCUGAUCUUCAUGAAACUUUCACAAAUGGUAGGCAGCCUGAAAGGCAGACCAACUUUAAAUCUUGAUUGAGAAGAGGGUAAUGGCUGUUUAGAAGGGAAGCCUCAUGUAUAUUUGAACUAUUUUGUCAUUUGCUGUGCUGAGAAUUCACUUAUUACUUCUGGCAGUCAAAGCAUCCCUGAGCAGUUUAUGUUUAGUUCCUGAAUUUCCUUCACUUAAAGAAAUUGCGUGCUGGCGAGCUGAUUGUUUCCCGUCAAAAC
Cuculus canorus (common cuckoo) is the source of this 8737-nucleotide messenger RNA. RefSeq names its product ATM interactor (gene ATMIN). Gene Ontology annotation, molecular function: transcription cis-regulatory region binding; DNA-binding transcription factor activity, RNA polymerase II-specific. Bases 14 to 2377 code for a protein of 787 amino acids. The record is from RefSeq and is a predicted model, not a curated record. Gene Ontology annotation, cellular component: nucleus. Gene Ontology annotation, biological process: regulation of transcription by RNA polymerase II. The transcript has 4 exons. NCBI's taxonomy places the organism in Eukaryota, Metazoa, Chordata, Aves, Cuculiformes, Cuculidae.